GAAGCGGAUUUGUUAUGGUCUGCGAGUCACAAACUGUGUGUAGUGAAAUGGUCCUGCCUACCCCCUUCCACUCAAUAUGGAUACGCUCUAGCUCGGUCUAGCAUGGAUGUACUUCCAAGACAAGAGUCGGGAUGAUGGCGCCCCAAACGUGACAGAUGCCGAGGGUGAAGAAACAUGAAGAUCAAGGUGUACAAUGUGGGUGACAGAGAGGUGGUCUCAUAUCACAUCAUCCUUCUACUGGGGGAAAUUGAGGACUGUCUUGACGAUGGGGUCCUGGAUGUGUGGAACUCCAGUGACAGGUCAGGGCGACGCUACCAAUGGCCCGUGGUUGAGGGCUGCUUUAAGGUGCUUAUGGAGCUGAAACUUGGAGAGAACAUCCUUAGUGUACAAUUUGAGGAUGAGGUAUUGACGUUGUCUCUCAUAUUUGAAGAGCCCAAAAUUGCCCACUUUGUCCGCCCAGUUUAUAUUGUGUUGUCUGAUGAUGAUGGCUAUUUUCAAGGCCCUGAUGAUGAAGAUUGCUCACCUACUAGUGCCAUUCGGAGGAUUACACUUGGAGCCCAGUUGAUACAGACAUUCACUGCAGAGAAGAUGAAGGAACAUGGUUUUGGGCGGCGGACAUUUCAGCUGGAAACUGGUGAUGACAAUUCCCCUUUGUGUCAUCUAUUUCGUAGUAAGCUAACGACAGAACAAGCAUAUGCUAUGUCUGGAAAUGACCUGUGGAGCCAUUUUGCCAAAGAACUGAUGACAUCACACUUACGAAAUAAGGACAAGUGCAAAUGGUAUUGUUUUAUGUCUUUCACUCGCUAUCAGCCUCCUUCUGAUACAGACAUUCCAAAGACACACAGUGAGAUAUUACGCUACACAAAAGGACACACAGCAUUAGGUGGCGGUGGACUGGCACUGUUUGGGACCGGGAAUCUUCACACGUGGGCUGAGAGUCUGGAGGAAGUGUACACACGCCUCACCGACUGCCGCAAGAUCAACAGGAGGAAGUACAUGGAUGACAGUGCAUACAGGGAGUACUACUGGGCCAACUACGCCACAGGGCUGGGGGCGUCUCUCCAUGAACUUGGACACACCUUUGACCUUGCACACACACCUUCAGGGAUCAUGGCUCGAGGUUUUGAUGACCUCCAUAAAGUCUUUACCAUCCAGCGUCUGCGGAGCAAUGGGCGCAGCAGCUGCUGCUCCGGACGACAACGCUACAACAGCAACAGCAGCAGCAUAUCACGGACCCCCUCCAGCAGCAGUAUAGAGGGCUCCCCACUCUCCAUGUCGCUCGAUGCAAAUCAACGAAGAUAUAAAGAUGUCUGCUAUGGCAGUCCUUACAAGCGGAUUUCUCGGUCCAGCAGCAGCAAUAGUAUAUACAUCGCCCCACCCCCACUGGUUGUCAAGGUGGAGACAGGGUUCAAACCUGUCAAGUCCCCGUCAAUGCUCACUUUCUCUGUGAAGAACUAUGAUGGCUCUGAGACACACAAAACUAUAGCUCAGGACCCAGCUGGAGAGACAGUGACGGAGCUGAAUGUGGCCACGGAUGGAAAACUCUUCAGUGGAAGGGCCACUCGCAGAGAUAAAAUGUCAUUAGGAUUUGGAAUAAAAUGCUGCUACUCGUCUUCAGAACGUCGCCCGAGUUCAUGUUCCAGUGCAGGAUCAUCGGCCAGCCUGUCCCCCACAUCUUCCACACCCUCCACGCUCCCCAACUCCCCCGAGGAGCCCGACCUACGACUACCUGAUGUUCAGUUUGCUGAUGAUGGCGCUCACUGGUACAGAUCUUCUGCAGUUGUACUCAGGUUUCACAGAUGGUUUAACAAAGCUAGCACAGACGAUCCAAGAAAAAAUCCAGUUCUUUCCAACAAGUGCCACAUUCUGUCAGCAAGUGGUCUGAGGCUGGUGGAGCUCCGGACAGAUCCUGGGGGACUCGUGUUUCAUCACUGGGAAUUUCUCCACGAGACUCCACCACUGGACUUUACACUCAAGAGGUCAAGGGUCAAGGCCAUCCCAGAGGGGACCACCACAGCUACUGUUAUGGCAGAAGAUACCUAUGGAAAUAUUUUAAAGAAGAGAGUCAAGAUAGAUGAUUUUGAAUGAAGUUGAUUUAUGAUAGUGAGUCAAUCAGUCCAGGAAUGGCUGCAAGAAAUGGCUGUUGAUUCAGUUUGACAAUCUGACUUCUUAGAGAUAUUAAGUAAUGCAUAUAAGUGAAAUAUAAGGGACUAUCUACUGUUGAUAUUGAGGACAGAUGCACCUACUCUAUCCUGCCUUAAUACAUACACUAUUCAUGCACAAGUUUAUUUCCUAUUUUGUCAAGCUAGAAGCUUCUAUUUUAACACCUGAUAUUCCAUAAUUUCUGCGGGUACAUUUAUUGUUUUGUUGGUUUUGUUUUGUUGAUGUAGCUUUAUGUUAUAUACACAUGUUAGACAUUUGUUGUGAUGUACUUUUAUUUACAGACUGUUCAGUAGUGAGUGUAAUGCACAGAGGAAAGUCCCCAGCAUAAUCAACAAAUACACACAGGUUUCAUCUGUUGGCUUGUGGAUAAGAAAAGACGGAUUCAAUUUUUGUUCAGGCCAGGGAAAUUUACAUUUGGAAUCUGUUUAUCCUAAUUAUCGCGUCUUUUGUUUUUGCGGACUGAAUGUAAAUUAACUUAUCCAGUAUUCCUUGAUCAGAAUUACUUUUCAAUGAAACAAUCUACUAGUUCUAAUAGUCAUCUUUGGCAAAUGGUAUCAUCUUGAAUGUUUGAAAAUAUAUUAUUUUAGCUGUGAAAAUAUGACUGCCAUUGUGAGUUACCUUGCACCCAUCAGCUGCCCCCUCCCUGCCCCCCCUCCCUGCCCCUCCUCCCUGCCCCCAACCCCCUGUUCAUAUAUUGCUCACACAGCUCACUGCCCUAUUACCCAGCACCACACCAUGCACUAUGUAGUGUGAACCUCGUGUGUCAACAGUUGGGGAUGCAGAGUAGAUACAUACUUUGUUAGCAACAAGUGACAGUGGUCUCACCUAACAUAAAGCAACCACUUUCGCUUGUAGUGCUAGAUGAAACUAAGUAUUGCCUGAUUGUGGUGUUCAUGCCAUGCAUCUGAUCCACUAGCUUCCAACUCAAUGACGGAGAUACAGAUUCUCCCUAUAUUUUACAUGAUCCGUGUUAGUACAGUGUGGACCUGGUCUGGUGUCACACUCUCAUGAGCUGGCGUUGGAACUUCUCGAACACAUAGGAGAUCAGUAUUAGUUUGGGCCGUGUAUAAUCAUUUGGGGAUUGCCUUCCUGAAUUUUAUAACAUCUGCCAAUAGUUUUGUGCUUUUUUUUUAUUUCUGCAUGUGAUAUUACUCUAUGUGUUCGUAUGAUGAAACAUCAAAAUUAGCCAUCAUUUGAUUCUAGGAAAACUAUUGUGUUGAGAAGUGAAAAUAAUGUUACCCCAAGUCAGGUUCACACUGCAAACAUCAUUGUGAGUUUUGGUCCAAAGUAAGAUAGUUGUAUCCCAGGUUGAAGGUUACAAGGCUUGGCCUAGAUGCACCUGGUUCAAGAAGCGACGGUCAGCUGUCCGAGGUUGGUCAGUGAUGACAGGUGUGGUCACCCACUGUCUCCUGAAUGAGAGAGUGAUUAUUUCUAUACAGAUAUUUUUACAUAUGUGUCAUUUUGUACAACAUAGGCUUUUGUAGUCUUUUGUGAAUACGGUGUAUAUUUUUUCUGUUAUUUAUUUACUGAUAAAUGGAUGUUGUGAGGGGAUGGUCGAUGAAACACACACAGCAAUGUCAGCCCUUGAAGAAACAUUUUGUAUUUACUUAAACCUGAAAUUGUAUGCAGUUCUGUUGUUAAUGAUAUAUAUGAACAUGAUGGAAAGGUGUGAUCAUGAUGAUAAUUUUAAGAAACUAGCUACCGUAUAGUGUAUAAAAAAUCAGUUGGUUCAGUUCCCGGUUUUGUGUGUACAUCCCAUCCCGGUUGGUAGCUGACAAGUAGGUGGUAUGUUUCUUUAGAUAGGAAAGGCUGAGUAUGUACAAAUAAUCACGACACUAUGUUGGCGACAGUAUGAUGUUAGGCAUAUUUUUUUCUUCCUUGCCAUUUUUUCCCUGAACUAAUAUGUUCAUUUCUUUACUUUUUUUUCUGAAUAUUAAUUUUAUGUCACGUUUUUCAGAGGUUUUUGCCACCACUUUUUCCAAUUUCAACCACAGACCUUAUGUUUAUGGAAACAACGCUCUAAGCUAAGUUAAAGAGGACAGAAUUAAGGCCAUGGUGUAAUGAACUAGGACUGUUUCGUUUUCCUGUCCUAUUGACAAAAUGGGUGUGCUGAUAUUCAGUAAUGUAGUAAGGCUGAUGCUGUUUGUGUUUCUUCGCCAUCUCGGGUGUCACCAGUUGAUAUUAGUCCAUGUAGAUACAGUUGACAGCUGUAGUUCAGCUCCCCUGGGGUGGGGACUGAUGUGUCAGGACAUGCAGGGGAAUGCUGAUCACCCUUCACCAAGGUGAGGACAACUCCCCUGUUGUAGGAUUCUGAGGGAGUUGCUCACGUGCUGCCUCAUCAAGUGUCAGGCAAGCAUCAGACAGUUACCUCCAAGCUAGGCCACAAAAUACCCACUAUUCUGAUCUCACUCAGCACCUUGUACAGAACAUCUCCGUCUCAGCUAUGACUGGCAAUACUGAUUAAAGCAUGUAUUCAUGACUAUCAUGUUGGAUAAAUGACGCACCUCAUCAUGUCUUGUUGUGCACAGUGGCCAAAGGAUUCACAAGGUUAACAAGCCGUCUACAUUGUAAAGAUCUCAUGAAGAUAGAAUCAGCAUUCCCUGGCAGAGCUGGCGGGUGGAGCAGGAUGUUUGUGGACCUCUGUUGUAGUCAGGGAUGUUCAUCCUAAACUUCUCACUGGUGCUUCUCAUGUUUACAGUCUUAUGUUAAUGUUGUUGAAGCUGGUCUAGUCACAAGAACUGACGGUCAGUCAGUGUCACCUUCAAGGCAACAGCAGAGUCCGAGUCCAGUCACAUUCUUAGCACUAGGACUGCAUGCUGGACUGGGCUCCGACCUGGUGCCUUACCCCCAGCAGUCUCUGACAUCAGGAACAAGUCAGUUUAGUGUUAGCAACAACAUUGUUGUGUUUGUUGACAACAUGUCCUGAUGAUUAUCAGGCAUAAAUAGAUUAAUGAAGAGACUGUCCUCCUCCUUGUCCACUAACUGUUUUAUGUCAGUAUAAUUUGUAUUCCCAUUGCAGGACUUGUACCAAUACAUCCUAGAUUCUAGAAAUGUAUACUACAUAAAUGACACAUUUCUACACUGUAGGCCAUGUGGCUCUUAAUGUUGAAUAAAAGAAGUUGAAACAUAGAAGACACUAGAAUAAAAAAUCAUUGUAUUUAUGCAUCUUGUGGACAGUAACAUUGUCAGCAAAAUCAGACGUAGUGCUUGAUAGUUCUGUAGCACUUCAAGUUUGCUCAAAAACUAUCAUUCAAUUACAGCUCAGUCAUUGUAUGCUUGAGUAUUGAUAUCAGAGGGUGUAAUAUACUACACCAGCUCAUCAUAAUUAGAGAAGGAAAACAAGUCUUGCAAUUUGUUUGAGGUGGAAAAACUUAGAAUUUAUGAACAUUGUAAAAUACUGAAAAUGAUUCUUACAAUGUUUUAUAUGAAUCAUAGACAGUAAUAUAUUAGUAACUAUGAUGCAAUAUUUCGUAGUCAAUUCCUGUAUGUUUCUUAUUGGUGUCUGGUGCUGUCUUCAAUGUAUUUAGUACCCUGGGAUCAGUGUAGUAGCAACAGCUACUGUACCAAUACAGCAUGUUAGGGAAGGGAAGAUGUUGAGGGGCGUGGCUUACAGCAUGUUAGGGAAGGGAAGAUGUUGAGGGGCAUGGCUUACAGCAUGUUAGGGAAGGGAAGAUGUAGAGGAGUGUGGCUUACAGCAUGUUAGGGAAGGGAAGAUGUAGAGGAGUGUGGCUUACUGCUCCAAUACAGCAUGUUAUGGAAGGGAAGAUGUUAAGCGGCGAAGCUUACUGUACCAACACAGCAUGUUAGGGAAGGGAAGAUGUUGAGGGGCGUGGCUUACAGCAUGUUAGGGAAGGGAAGAUGUAGAGGAGUGUGGCUUACUGCUCCAAUACAGCAUGUUAUGGAAGGGAAGAUGUUAAGCGGCGAAGCUUACUGUACCAACACAGCAUGUUAGGGAAGGGAAGAUGUUGAGGGGCGUGGCUUACAGCAUGUUAGGGAAGGGAAGAUGUAGAGGAGUGUGGCUUACUGCUCCAAUACAGCAUGUUAUGGAAGGGAAGAUGUUAAGCGGCGAAGCUUACUGUACCAACACAGCAUGUUAGGGAAGGGAAGAUGUUGAGGGGCGUGGCUUACAGCAUGUUAGGGAAGGGAAGAUGUUAAGGGGUGAAGCUUACUGUACCAAUACAGCAUGUUAGGGAAGGGAAGAAGUUGAGGGGCGUGGCUUACAGCAUGUUAGGGAAGGGAAGAUGUUAAGGGGUGAAGCUUACUGUACCAAUACAGCAUGUUAGGGAAGGGAAGAUGUUGAGGGGCGUGGCUUACAGCAUGUUAGGGAAGGGAAGAUGUUGAGGGGCGUGGCUUACAGCAUGUUAGGGAAGGGAAGAUGUUGAGGGGCGUGGCUUACAGCAUGUUAGGGAAGGGAAGAUGUUAAGGGGCGUGGCUUACAGCAUGUUAGGGAAGGGAAGAUGUUGAGGGGCGUGGCUUACAGCAUGUUAGGGAAUGGAAGAUGUUGAGGGGCGUGGCUUACAGCAUGUUAGGGAAGGGAAGAUGUUAAGGGGCGAAGCUUACUGUACCAAUACAGCAUGUUCGGGAAGGGAAGAUGUUGAGGGGCGUGGCUUACAGCAUGUUAGGGAAUGGAAGAUUUUAAGGGGCGAAGCUUACUGUACCAAUACAGCAUGUUAGGGAAGGGAAGAAGUUGAGGGGCGUGGCUUACAGCAUGUUAGGGAAGGGAAGAUGUUAAGGGGCGAAGCUUACUGUACCAAUACAGCAUGUUAGGGAAGGGAAGAAGUUGAGGGGCGUGGCUUACAGCAUGUUAGGGAAGGGAAGAUGUUGAGGGGCGAAGCUUACUGUACCAAUACAGCAUGUUAGGGAAGGGAAGAAGUUGAGGGGCGUGGCUUACAGCAUGUUAGGGAAGGGAAGAUGUAGAGGGGCGUAGCUUACUGCACCAAUACAGCAUGUUAGGGAAGGGAAGAUGUUAAGCGGCGAAGCUUACUGUACCAAUACAGCAUGUUAGGGAAGGGAAAUGUUGAGGGGCGUGGCUUACAGCAUGUUAGGGAAGGGAAGAUGUUGAGGGGCGAAGCUUACUGUACCAAUAUAGCAUGUUAGGGAAGGGAAGAUGUUGAGGGGCAUGGCUUACAGCAUGUUAGGGAAGGGAAGAUGUUAAGGGGCGAAGCUUACUGUACCAAUACAGCAUGUAAGGGAAGGGAAGAUGUUGAGGGGCGUGGCUUAACUGCUCCAAAACAGCAUGUAAGGGAAGAGGGGCGUGGCUUACUGUACUGCAAGAGAAAAUGGAAAAAGUGUUUUGAGGGAACAUGAAUUAUCUGUCAAGGGAAAGUAUAGAGGACGCGUGAAUUAAGUAUCAAGGGAAAGUGGACAUUUAAAAUUAGUAUCAAGAGAAUUAUGGUGCUGAAGGCCAGUGAAUUAUCAGAGAAAAGUGCAGAUAGGAUGCAUAAAAUAUCCAGGGAAGGUGCAGAAAGAGGUGCAUGAAUUUUCCAGGGAAGCAGCUGAUAGCAAACAUGAAGUUUGAGAAGGUGCAGAAUGGGCCACUUGAAUUAUCAGUCAAAGGUGCUGAGAAGCAGAUGAAUAUUGAGGGACAUGUGAAAAAGUGGGUAUUGAUCAUGGGAUGCUGAGUACAUUGAAUUACAGACACAAAAGUGUUAUAUUGGUGUGUAGUAAUAUCAUCAUACUUCAAUUUUUAUCCUGAUCUCUGGGACUAUUAUUAAUGUUUGGUCGCACUGCAUGAACUAGUUUAGUUUUUAUCUUCCAUGAAAUGUUUCUUCCUUGGCAAUCAAUUUGUGGUGGACAUUUCGUCUGUAAUUUUAUACUUUGGACAAAUUAUUAUUUUCAUGUAUGUUAGUGAUUUCCUAACCUAGAGAUAUAUUUUCCAGAUUUAUGUUUUGUGUAUUUUCAUAUAUUAGAUUAUUCGCUGCCUUAUAUAUACAUAGUCAUUGUAUUUUCUGCAGAGAAAGCAACUUUUUCUAAUGUCUACAUUUUCAUACAUUUUGUCAAAAAUGAACUGCUCAAUUUUUGAAGCCUAUGACACCCCUCUGAUUCUCCUGAUGGUGAUGUACUGCCUGUCAGUAGGGACUGAGUAACUGAAGACAGUACACUGGUAUGGUGAUGUGAUUGGAUGAGAUGACUUCACAUAACCCACAUCAUCGACAGUACAGACAACAUGCGGUCCAAAUAUUUCAUCUUUUGGGAGUGACUUGGGUCUAUUUAAUAUUUAUUGGGUUUCCUCAGUUGAAACAGAACAAUUCACUCUUUAUGCUGUAAGACAGACAGAAGUUUAUAUUUUCAACAACACAACUAUAUUUAGUUUGUUUUGCUUUGUGAAGUGGAUCGUGUAACAUUAAUAGUUGUUGUGGUUGACAUGCAGAGAUAUUACUGAUUUACACUUGCUGACACAGGGUAUUCCAAUCACAGACGUGUUCAUACAGAAAUAGGCCCUCUGUACAUGUGGCCACCUGCAGGAGCUGGUGCAGGCAGGCAGGUGCAGGAUGCAUGCAAUAUCAAAGGCUGGCUAUACAGUCGCACUUCCCAUCACCUGGCAGAGUUACUAUCAACAGUUAAUGUGACAUAAAAGUGGUUUUGUUAACUGGGUCCAUGUUUGAGAAGUGCCAGAUGAUCCACGUCAAACAGCCACAGUUCAUCAGACUUUCAGCCUCCUGGUUCCAUUACCCAGUUUGUAACUAUAUAUGAUUUUUCUGCCGAAUUAUUGAUAUUUAUUUUCAAAUACAAACUCUGGAACAAAUCUCUAUUAUGUAUAAUUCAGGGUUCAUGAGUGUGCCAAUAUCUGUUCUGCCCCCCACAGUAGGUGAUCCUUGCUGAGCUGGCAGCCCUUGCUGGGCUGAGGAUAUCCUUGCAGGGCUGGCAGUCCUUGUUGGACUGAGGAUAUCCUUGCUGAGCUGGCAGUCCUUGUUGGACUGAGGAUAUCCUUGCUGAGCUGGCAGUCCUUGCUGGGCUGAGGAUAUCCUUGCUGAGCUGGCAGUCCUUGUUGGACUGAGGAUAUCCUUGCUGAGCUUGCAGUCCCUGCUGGGCUGAGGAUAUCCUUGUUGAGCUGGCAGUCGGUGUUGGAAUGAGGAUAUCCUUCCUGAGCUGGCAGUCCUUGCUUGACUAAGGAAAUCCUUGCUGAGCUGGCAGUCCUUGCUGGGCUGGGGAUAUCCUUCCUUAGCUGGCAGUCCUUGCUGGGCUGAGGAUAUCCUUGCUGAGCUGGCAGUCCUUGCUGGGCUGGGGAUAUCCUUGCUGAGCUGGCAGCCCUUGCUGGGCUGAGGAUAUCCUUGCUGAGCUGGCAGCCCUUGCUGGGCUGCGGAUAUCCUUGCUGAGCUGGCAGUCCUUGCUGGGCUGAGGAUAUCCUUGCUGAGCUUGCAGUCCUUGCUGGGCUGAGGAUAUCCUUGCUGAGCUGGCAGUCCUUGCUGAGCUGGCAGUCCUUGCUGAGCUGGCAGUCCUUGCUUGGCUGAGGAUAUUCUUGCUGAGCUGGCAGUCCUUGCUGGGCUGAGGAUAUCCUUCCUUAGCUGGCAGUCCUUGCUGGGCUGAGGAUAUCCUUGCUGAGCUGGCAGCCCUUGCUGGGCUGAGGAUAUCCUUGCUGAGCUGGCAGUCCUUGUUUGACUGAGGAUAUUCUUCUUGAGCUGGCAGUCCUUGUUUGACUGGGGAUAUUCUUCUUGAGCUGGCAGUCCUUGCUGGGCUGAGGAUAUCCUUGCUGAGCUGGCAGUCCUUGUUGGACUGAGGAUAUCCUUGCUGAGCUUGCAGUCCCUGCUGGGCUGAGGAUAUCCUUGUUGAGCUGGCAGUCGGUGUUGGAAUGAGGAUAUCCUUCCUGAGCUGGCAGUCCUUGCUUGACUAAGGAAAUCCUUGCUGAGCUGGCAGUCGGUGUUGGGCUGAGGAUAUCCUUCCUGAGCUGGCAGUCCUUGCUUGGCUGAGGACAUCCUUGCUGAGCUGGCAGUCCUUGUUUGGCUGAGGAUAUUCUUGCUGAGCUGGCAGUCCUUGUUGGUCUUAGGAUAUCCUUGCUGAGCUGGCAGUCCUUGCUGGGCUGGGGAUAUCCUUCCUUAGCUGGCAGUCCUUGCUGGGCUGAGGAUAUCCUUGCUGAGCUGGCAGUCCUUGCUGGGCUGGGGAUAUCCUUGCUGAGCUGGCAGCCCUUGCUGGGCUGAGGAUAUCCUUGCUGAGCUGGCAGCCCUUGCUGGGCUGCGGAUAUCCUUGCUGAGCUGGCAGUCCUUGCUGGGCUGAGGAUAUCCUUGCUGAGCUUGCAGUCCUUGCUGGGCUGAGGAUAUCCUUGCUGAGCUGGCAGCCCUUGCUGGGCUGCGGAUAUCCUUGCUGAGCUGGCAGUCCUUGCUGGGCUGAGGAUAUCCUUGCUGAGCUUGCAGUCCUUGCUGGGCUGAGGAUAUCCUUGCUGAGCUGGCAGUCCUUGCUGAGCUGGCAGUCCUUGCUGAGCUGGCAGUCCUUGCUUGGCUGAGGAUAUUCUUGCUGAGCUGGCAGUCCUUGCUGGGCUGAGGAUAUCCUUCCUUAGCUGGCAGUCCUUGCUGGGCUGAGGAUAUCCUUGCUGAGCUGGCAGCCCUUGCUGGGCUGCGGAUAUCCUUGCUGAGCUGGCAGUCCUUGUUUGACUGAGGAUAUUCUUCUUGAGCUGGCAGUCCUUGUUUGACUGAGGAUAUUCUUCUUGAGCUGGCAGUCCUUGCUGGGCUGAGGAUAUCCUUGCUGAGCUGGCAGUCCUUGUUGCACUUGAUGUCCAUAUUGGAAGCAUUUAGUUAACAUAUAUCUGUCAUAUAUCAGAAGCCACAUGCAGAUACUUACAUCUAUGUGUAUGGUCAAUAUUUUCUUCUUCCCAGUUUGUGUAUGUGUUGUUAACAUUUACUGAACUAUUGUGGACCACCACCAGCAGCAGCAGCAGCAGCAGCAGCCUGUGGGGGAGGGUCCAGCCAAUAAUACUUGUAUCUGAGGUUGUGAGGGUACCUCGUGUUGGCAGCAGAACUUCUUGUACCUUGUCCAGCAGCUCGUGACCAUCCACCUGGAGUAUCACAGUAGGGAAAGAGAACCAUCAAUGAUGGAAAACUUCUGUAGCAAUGAAUUCACAAUACAUACCUAUUUUUAACCAUGAACUUACAGAUUAUUAAUGUUGUCCUGGGCCAGAGAGACCACCUGAAACUCUGUGUGUUGAAUGUCUUAUUUACCAAAGACAGAAUUGAAUCUAUUUUGAAUACAGAACGACUACCUCAUUGAGGUCAACAUUCUGAAGCCAGUGUUUGCCAUGGCCAUGUCCUGUGACAGGAAUAAUGUGCUGUCACACUGGCUUAUCACGGUUGACCCAAAUACUUUGUUGAGGUUUAUUAUGCCGAUAUGAAAAUGAUGCAAUUUGAAUUUUAUACUAUUGGAGAAAAUAGUGGAUCGCAUGAAUUGAAUGGAAAAUCAAUGGACGCCAUGCCAACUGUGAGAAGCAGUCAUCUUAAUGGCAAUCACUAGCCAAUGGCUUCCUGAUCCAUUUGGUUUAAAUCAAGUGCACACAGUUUGAUCGUGUGUAUGCUGUAUAAUGAACUGCAUCUAUCCCUUAAUGCUGUUAUUUUCUUCUGUAAAGGUUUGUUGUUUUUUACUUCCAUCAGGACCCCAUUAUCCCAUCACCAGUUUGCCUAUCCAAAUUUCAAACUUUCCCCCACCUAAUCAGGCCCAAUGCUUGCCAUAUGCGAGCUACUGUCAUGUAUUGUGUCGCCAUGGCAACCACUGCCACAAAGCAACAAUUUCCUAUCAUUCUCUUACAGCCAUGCAACCGUAACUAAGUUGUGAUGGCAUGCUUUCUGUUUACAUUUUCCUCUAAUACCUUCCAGGUAUCACUGAAUGAGACCACAUCAUGAACUGUUCCUGGUGUCACUCCUCAUGCGAUCCCUAAUUUUCCAACAGUAUAUACAUGUAUGUAUAUGUAUAUGGAAAAAAAUAAACUAGUUCAAAGACUGCCGCAUACAUCUUCUUAGCUAGUUAUUUACAAGAUGUUCUGGACCCGUGAAGAACAGGGUUAGAAUAGUUCUUCAGCAACCCAUGAUUGUUUUAAGAGGCGACUAAUGUAAUCGGGUAUUUAGGCUUGCUUCCAUGGUUGAUGCAUGUCAUCGUAUCCCAAUUUCAAAGAUCGAUGCUCAUGAUGUCAAUUCCAGGAUUAUCUGGUCCAGUCUCAGUUAUUUACAGACUGCUGUCAUAUAGCUGGAAUAUUGCUGAGUGCAGCGUUAACAAAACACAAACAAACGAACAAACAAAGAUGUUCUGUAAGAUUGGUGAUGAUACUCCAGGUGCAACUCAUCAAGUUGUUUCUUUAUGCAGCAUGUCAUCAAAUUAUUUUGUUGUAUUUUGAGUUUUGUCCAUGUUGUUGUCUACAGGAGAACCUGGUAUCCCCUGUAGUCGAUGUAACUGUUUCCAUACAGGGGUUUUGCAAUGUGUGUUUGAGGAUGAUCUGUGAAGCCUAUUUAUUUAAGUCUGAAUACUUCAUGCAGCAUAUGAUCUCAGAGCCAUCAAUUUGAUAAAUACUUGUCACUGUCAUUUUCAACGAGAUUUUUUAAUGUCAUAUGUGAAUUGUAUGCAAAUUGUGUGAAAGUUCACUGUAUAAAGUGUUGCUGUUUUUUCAUGACUGUUUCAGAGAAAAUAUUGAUGCAGGGACAUACUGAUGUUGAUGUUGUAUUUGUUGUGUGAUAAAUGAUGCAGCGUUUCAGGGCACUAGUAUCCCAUGUUGUUUUGAGUCAUCAGGCAUAACUCAUGCCACAUUAUUGCUGACUAGGCAGUUACUCCAGGCUGUGGAAAUGGGGAUUUUUUUCGGGCUGUUUUACAAUAAAAAUGCAUGUACACAUCAAAUAACAAUUGAAGUUGUUGCUUUGAUUGAAAACGUUUUAUGCGUGUUGUUUAUGAAACAGAGAACUAUAAUGGCAAUAGUUUGUUGGAUAUGUUGUGUAUGCUUUAAGCUCCAAGUAUUUUAUGUUUGUGUUCAAACCUUCAUUACCUGAAUAUGAUCUUAAAUCAGUUAGUAGGAAUAUUUCAGUAAUAUAAGAUAGUUGAGGGGUAGUAAAAGGUAGUUAAGGAUGCUCCCUCCUGUUGUAGGAGUAGAGAGGAGCCCAUGGUGCCAGGGUACGUCUUGGCCAGGAUCACAGUAUGCUUGUCGAGUUAAAUAUUAUCAAUGGUUUUAUCAUAUGGAAUUAUAUUAUGACAGAGUCAUCUUUUAUAUACCACAAUAGUCAACCAGCUGUGGACAUAAAGGAAUAUAUCAAUGUCAUAUUGCAUACUAAAAGCAUAUAUUCUGAAAAUAGAUUCUAUAUGUUGUGUGCCAAGUAAAGUUUUGUCGUCCUGGAAACCCACAAUAAUAAUGGUUCCAUGACUGGCUUCACACCUAGCUUGGGUCUAACACUGUAUAAUAUCUGCACCUUCUAAAAUAUUUAAACAGAAUUCUGUGGUUCUUAAAAUUGUGGACCAACCAAAAUGUUGAACAGCAAGCAACAGAAGGGAGGUAACUCCUCCUCACACCCACAGACAUUGAAAGUAAUUUGGAUUGUUUGCUUCAUGACUCAGAACUGACUUUUGUUUAGAAUCUUGGGACAUCAUGGAAAAUAUUUAUUAACAUUUGGCAAUAUGAAAUGUAACGAUUUUCCUUGAUAUUUUUGUUGUUGAGAGAUCUCAUUUGUUCUAAUACUAGCUUCGUCUCUCACAGGUUACAGUGUUCAUUUUAUAUUGGAAGAUUCAGUGUUGUUCCAGGUGUAGUAGUGGAACAGGUACCCAGACAUGUGUGCCAGCCAUGCCAGGAUGGAGCCAAGUAUGCCGGGAUAGAGUUUUAGAAACUUGGAUAAAUUAAGCUUGGUCUUAUGAAAUGUGUACACUCCGCCUGUACUACAAUUGAUUGCAACGUAUCCUACAUUUAUGACAGUGAUUCAAAGAGUUGAUGUGUCUUAUUCUAAAAGUUGAAAUGAAAUUCUUGAUCUUUCAUACAAAUUAAUUCACUGAAUUCAGUUUUUAAUCACUUGAUCUAUGGUUAUUUUCUAAAUUAUAUUAUUUUCUUAAAUGUUAUGAAAGUAUGUAACAUAAACAUGUACUGGUAAGAGGAAAUGUUAUUGCUUGCCGCUGAAGUAUUUGACACCAAGCCAGUGCAGAAGACUAACUAUCAUGCCAGUUGUUACAACAAGGCAGGCUUGUUAACAGUAGCAUUACAGAUAUAAUGUAGACUGUAUUUGUUCUGUGAUGGACAAUAUUAAAAUGUCUGUUCAUA
Molecule: messenger RNA, 14368 nt
Organism: Haliotis rufescens (red abalone)
Lineage: Eukaryota; Metazoa; Mollusca; Gastropoda; Lepetellida; Haliotidae
Exons: 8
Coding region: 175-2088 (637 amino acids)
Source: RefSeq, a predicted model, not a curated record